Messenger RNA from Selaginella moellendorffii, 2770 nucleotides. Its product is annotated as SUN domain-containing protein 2. The transcript is spliced from 2 exons. Bases 1339 to 2532 code for a protein of 397 amino acids. Lineage: Eukaryota; Viridiplantae; Streptophyta; Lycopodiopsida; Selaginellales; Selaginellaceae. The record is from RefSeq and is a predicted model, not a curated record.
GAUGGUGUUGUUGUUGGAUGGCUGGCUGGAGCUCUCUCCUUUGAGCUCUUUUAGUCCCUUUCAGCUAUCUACUUAAAAAACUUUAAAUAAAUUCUUACAGGGACAGGGCUGAACAUUCAGCUACUUACCUAGGUAGUGAGGAUAGUAAAAUGGGGGGGAGGGAUUUCUCACAGCCUGGGCCUAUCUAUCCCUUCUCUUGAUCAAUCAGAAGCUGCAUUUGAAAAUCCUCAUUUCACGAUCAUUCCCAAUCCAAUCUUCCAGGAAGAGUGCUAGCCAGUUGUGUGAGAACAAGCUCCCCCCUCUUCUUUCUUCCCUUUCCAGCACACACUUGAUAUGGGAAGAUGGGAUCCAGGCUUGGUGGUGCAGCAGGGAGGGGAGGAGCUAAAGCAAAAGAGGGGUAUGCUCAGGUGGAGGAACAGAGCACACUGAGAAGCACAAACCUUGAGGGGAAGGGGCGGCAGCUGGAGCAGCAGCAGUGGUGGUGUCUUUUCGUUUUCUCCUUGCUUGACAUUUAUAUUUUUUUGUUUUCUUGCUUCUCCUUGCCCAGGGAAGUGCUUGAUGAUUUUUGUAUGAAAACAGCAAAGAUGGCAGUGGUGGGCAGGCCUUUUGUAGUACCAUGGACACACACUGUGGUGGUGGAGGUGGUGGUGGUGGUGGACUGCAUUUCUAGAGUAGUAUAGUUGUUGGCAUCUCCUUGUUCUUCUCCUUUUGUUCUUGUUCUUUCUCCUUUCUCUCAUUCAUUAGGUGCACCAAUAAGCAAAGCCAAAGGCCGUUCAAAGGAAAAGAAUCAAAAAGGAGAAGAGGGAAGGAGAAGCGGAAGUGUCAAACCUUGCACACACACUGGUUUUUAUUUUCCCUGGGCAUAGUUUUUUUCUUGAGUCUUUAUAUUGCUUUUCGCGGCUGCUGCUGCUGCUGCUGCUGAUGGAUGGCUUGCUGGCUGGCCGGGAAAUGGUUUUGGGUUCGUUGGGCUGCUGCUGGUGAUCUAUCAAUUCCGCUGCUAUCUCAAGAACAGAACCGAAAAAGCCAACACCAGCCACUUGAUUGAUGAUUGGGAAGAAGAAGAAGCACAAGAAGAGACAACACGCAUUCAUUUCUCAAAUGAUUCUUCUCCUGUGGGUUGGAUUCAAGGGAUUCAGCUGGAAGAUCAGCAUCAUCAUUGAUUCAUGUGGGUGGGAUCGUGAAAGCAAGGGGAAAUUGGAUUUGUGGCAUGGUCAGCCUCCCCUCAACGCAAAUGCUCCAUAGGUAGCAGCAGCAGUAGUACACACUCAAAAAGUCAGUAGCAUCACUAGGAUCAGCAAAAGCAUUCUUUUGGUGGGGUGGGGUGGGGAGGACUUAUGCAUGGCUGAUCAAGGCACCGCCAGUGCAAUUGUCCCACUUGUGGUUGCAGCAGCAUCAUCGUCCUCAGCAGGAUUGACAUCACCAGCAUCAGGGGCAGCAGCAGCAGCAACGCCACCGCCGCCGCCAACACUUGAGAUCGAACAACAGCAGCCGCAACAGCAGCAGCAGCAGCAGCAGCAACUCGAGGCCUUGGACAGCAGCCGGGGUGGAGGCGGGGGAAGCCGGGAAUACAGGAAGGGCAACUGGACGCUCCAGGAGACGAUGAUCCUCAUCCAGGCCAAGAAGAUGGACGACGAGAGGCGGCUCAAGGGCGGGGACAAGGAGAAAGGCAAAUCGGCCGAGUUCCGGUGGAAAUGGGUGGAGAACUUCUGCUGGAGGAAAGGGUGCCAGCGCAGCCAGAACCAGUGCAACGACAAGUGGGACAAUCUUCUCCGGGACUACAAGAAGGUGAGGGAGUUUGAGUCCAAAGUGAUGGCCGGAUCAUCCUCUUCGGCUGCUGCUGCUGCUGCUGCUGGGGCUGCUCCCGUGGUGAAUCAAAAGAGCUACUGGCAGCUGGAGAAGCACGAGAGGAAAGAGCGAGGGCUGCCGUCAAACAUGAUCAUCCAGGUUUACGAGGCCCUUCACGAAGUUGUGGACAAGAGACCACGGCCUCUGCUGCAGCAGCAGGCUCAGGCUCAGGUUCAGGUUCAGCAGCAGGUUCAGCAGCCGUUCCCGCAGCAGAUUCCCCUUCACCCCCAACAACAACAGCAACAAAUCCAUCAACUCCACCAACACCAGCAACAUCACCAUCAACAACAACAUAUUUUUUCUCAAGUUCACUUGCCUGGACCAAGUAGUGCUGCUGCUGGAGUUCCACUCCAACAAGCUACAGAGGUUUCGAAGAGCACCGAGAGCGAAGGCAGCGAAAUGGAGCGAUCGCCGUCGGGGAAGCGUCGCAAAGUUUCCCGAGAACAAGGCUUGGCCCCGACGGUGUCAAAGAGCGCCUACGAGCUCUCGCAAACGCUGCUAGCCUGCGAAGAGAAAAAGGAUAAGCGUCACAGGGACUUGCUUGGACUCGAGGAACGCAAGCUCGGCUUGGAAGAGGCCAAGACCGAGAUCAGCCGCCAAGGCAUGGAAGGACUCAUCGCGGCCGUCAACAAUCUCGCCAAUGCGAUCCUCACGCUCGUCUCAGAUCGACAGCAACCUCCAGGCUGACUGCUCUAAUCUCGUUUCCUUCUUUCUUUCUUGUUGAUUAUUUUUCCCUGACCACCGGCCGCCACUCGAAGAUUAAUUUUUUCUUUUUCUUUUCCGUGAUUUUUUUCCCUGAAAUUUUUUUCUCAGCCUGUCGGCUGAACUGCUGUAUCUUUAACCGUUUUCCUUUAAUUUCUUCCGCAUUGUUCCUCUGUAAGAUCUGAAAAAAAAAGAGAGACGAGGUUACAUCCUCUCGAUGGUU